Molecule: messenger RNA, 2285 nt
Organism: Anopheles coluzzii
Lineage: Eukaryota; Metazoa; Arthropoda; Insecta; Diptera; Culicidae
Product: U3 small nucleolar ribonucleoprotein protein MPP10
Exons: 4
Coding region: 133-2274 (713 amino acids)
Biological process (GO): rRNA processing
Cellular component (GO): small-subunit processome; sno(s)RNA-containing ribonucleoprotein complex; Mpp10 complex
Source: RefSeq, a predicted model, not a curated record
GUCGAACUGUCAAAACACAAAACACACGUGCGGCGUUCGUAGCACAUUUCCUCGCCAAAAUUGCUCCAGAAAUGCUCGAGCCGCUACAAUCAUUCUAAGUGGAAUUACAGCACACAAAACAGUCGUAACAAAAUGGUUAAAGCAACGACGGCAUCUCCGCUGCUGGCGGGCACGCAGCUCGACCUAAAAUCGUACGUGAAAGAGUUCCGCAAGCACACCAAACAUCCGGAGAAUUUUAUGAAGGUGCAGAAACCGCUGGCGAAAAAGUUGAAGCAGUUCGUGAAGGAAAUCUACGAUCGGGGCACGAAAAAUGCCACCGUCACGCAGGAUGGGCCGGCCCUGCCGUACCUGGACGAGCUCGUCACGGAGGAGAUGGACGACGAGCAGAUCUGGCAGCAGCUGGAGCUGAAGAACGAUCACUUUAUCGAUCAAGAUUUGAAAAAGUUUCUGGAGGUGGUUUCGAAAAACGAGAAACGUUUGCAGCUACCAUUCACCACCAAAACGCAAUCGGAGGUGGGGGAUGAUUCCGGGGCGGGUUCGUCCGGCGAGGAGAUGGACGAUUCGGACGAGGCAAAUGAAGCGAAUGGCGAUGGGAUGGAGUCGGAGGAGGAGGAGGAGGACGAACAGGACGGCGAAGAAAAGGAUUCGGACGAGGAGUUAACUGAAAAGAAGACGAAAAAGCUCAAGAAAAAGGACAAAAAUGCCAAAAAGAAGAAAAAGCAACCGAAAGGGAAAAAAUCGGUCGUCGAUGAUCGGUUCUUCAAGCUGGACGAUAUGGCCCGGUUUUUGGACGAGGAGGAUGAACGUGAACGGCGCCGGCAGUACGGGUUGGCGGAGAAGAAUCCACUGAUCGAGGUGGACUAUUUCGAUGAACACACUGGGGAGGACGAUGGCGAUAUUUCAGAUUUGAAAUAUUCCGACUUCUUUGAAGACGAAGAAGAUGAGGAUGAUGAUACGGAUGAAGAUGAUGAUGAGGAGGAGAAGGAUGAUGAUGCAGAAGAGGAAGAGGAAGAUGCUAGUGCUGCGGAAGAGGAGGAUGAGGAUGAAGACGAUGAAGAAGAUGAAGAUGAAAGUCCUGAUGGUCAGAAAGAUGAAGAGGAAGGCGAGCUCUCCGACGAGGCAGAAAUGGAACGCAACCGGAAGCUGCGGUACGAAAUCUACAAAGAAGAAAACGGCAUGUCUCCGCCUCGGUCGGAAAAACCGCCCAAAAAGGCAGUGAUCGAUCAACCGGACACGAGUGAUAGCGAGGAGGAGAAAGCUCCGGACGGGCCAAAAUCGUCGUACGAGCUGCGGCAGGAGAAGCUGAAGGAGAAGAUUUCCAAAAUGGAAGCCGGCAUGCUGAAGGACAAACCGUGGCAGCUGAAGGGUGAAAUUUCGGCCGAAACGCGACCGAAAAACUCGCUGCUGGAGGAGGUGCUGCAGUACGAGCACACCACCCGCCCGGCCCCGGUCGUGACGGAGGACACGACGAUGCGCCUCGAGGACAUCAUCAAGCAGCGCAUCCGCAACAAGGCGUUUGACGAUGUGGAGCGCAAGGUGCGGCCGCCGGACAAUCCGCGCGAGUACCGGAAGCAGCUGGUGCUGGAUGGGGAGAAGAGCAAACUGUCGCUGGCGCAGGUGUACGAGCAGGACUAUCUGAAACAGCUCGAGUUAGCAAACCCGGACGCUGCAGCGCAAGCAGGCGAAGAGGAGGAACCGAAAGAGCACAAGGAAAUACGGAGCAUGAUGAAGGUGGUACUGGCCCAGCUCGAUGCCCUCUCGAACUUCCACUACACGCCACGACCGGCCGCCCCGGAGCUGAAAAUCCUCACCAACACGCCCGCCAUCAGCAUGGAGGAGGUUGCCCCCGUGGCAACGAGCGAUGCCACCCUGCUCGCCCCGGAGGAAGUGCACCGACGACCCAAGGGCGACGUCAUGUCCAAGGACGAACGCACCAAGACGGAUCAGAACCGCGAGCGGCGGCUGAAGAAGCGCUUCCAGCGGGAAAAGUACCGCCGCGAAACGGAACGCGAACAGCGCCAGCUGGAAAAGGCCAGCGCGAGCGGCAUGGCCAAGCAGAACCGGGCGCUGCAAACGUCGCUGCUGAAGAAGGUGACGAAGGCAAAGAACGUGCAGCAAAUGGCGGAAACUUCCACCGGUCCGUCCAAAUCGUCGACGGCGUUCUUUUCGCAGCUGCAGGAUGAGGUCCGGUCGCAGGUGAAGGCGAAGACGGACGGGACGAAAAAGAAGAAGAAAAACACGGAAAACCUUAUCGCUAGUAAUUUUAAGCUGUAGUGUGCGAGCGA